This is a messenger RNA of Bufo bufo (common toad), 429 nucleotides long. Its product is annotated as annexin A7-like. The record is from RefSeq and is a predicted model, not a curated record. The transcript has a single exon. The coding region runs from base 1 to 429 and encodes 142 amino acids. Lineage: Eukaryota; Metazoa; Chordata; Amphibia; Anura; Bufonidae.
AUGGUGAACCCCCGCAGGAGACUGAAUCCCCAGGACGGUGAACCCCCGCAGACCCCUAGGACGGUGAACCCCCCCAGGACGGUGAACCCCCGCAGGAGACUGAACCCCCAGGACGGUGAACCCCCGCAGACCCCUAGGACGGUGAACCCCCGCAGGAGACUGAAUCCCCAGGACGGUGAACCCCCGCAGACCCCUAGGACGGUGAACCCCCGCAGGAGACUGAACCCCCAGGACGGUGAACCCCCGCAGACCCCUAGGACGGUGAACCCCCCCCAGGACGGUGAACCCCGCAGGAGACUGAACCCCCAGGACGGUGAACCCCCGCAGACCCCCAGGAUGGUGAACCCCCGCAGGAGACUGAAUCCCCAGGACGGUGAACCCCCGCAGACCCCCAGGACGGUGAACCCCCGCAGACCCCCAGGAUGGUGA